GCAUUGUGAAUUCGUUCAGAACUUCGUACUCAUUUCGCCCCGAAAGCCUUUACUGGACAAUUCGAUUACACGUUACAAAUAAACCGGAUCCUGGAGCGGAGCGUGAUCAUGCUGGGUCGGACUCCUUCUCUGAGCAGUAGCCUUUCCACUGCCCGUUAACCCGAAGUGCGGAUUCCUUCCUAAGGUUGUUUAAACCUCUAUAAUCUAUAAUGGAUCUAUACUGGUGUGAGAAACUAUCUCCUGAUAGACCGGGUAGUGUAUGACAAGACCAAAAACAAAACAAAAAAAAAAACAACCGGGUUCCUGCGGCGAGGAGACGUCCAUUCUUCGGGCACCGGAAACCACUCGAGCCCGCGGCUCCUAGAGCGGCCUACGACCCCCCAAAACCGAACAGAACAGACUUUUUUCUUCUUUUACUUUACGGAUAAAGAACUCGGCUGUUUCCCGUAAGCGAGGCGAAAGCGGUUGAGGAGAGAUGCGCAGCGUCUGAGAGGAGGCAUUUCAUGCGUUUGGUUUCCCGUACAAGUCUACAGAAUGGCGUCUUAUGUGGAUAGCAGUUUUCGGCAGGCGAUUAUGAAGAACCCCAGCGAAAGGACGCAACAGGAUCUUCAGAUCGUCUACUCGUACCUGCAUGGGAUGGAAGCGCUGUCCAACCUGAGAGAACACCAGCUCAGGUUGAUGUGUGAAACAGUUCGCUACGAGCAUCAUGAAGCCAACGAGGUUUUAUACUACCCUGACGACAUCGGGACCUGCUGGUACAUCUUACUGUCUGGCUCGGUUUUCAUCAAGGAGUCGAUGUUCCUUCCACGCAGCAGUUUUGGGAAGCGUUCUGCAGGGAGUUUACGGCGAGGUUGUGAGUGCAUCGUCCUCGAGGCCUCCGAAAUGAUCGUGGUGGACUAUAUGGAGGACAGCGAGGAGUACUUUCACAGGCAGGCGUCCCAUCGGCAGUCCAGAAGAAGGUUCCGGAAGAUAAAUCAGCGUGGAGAGAGGCAGACCAUCAUCGACACAGUGGAGCAUUAUCCGGUUAACAAGCCUCCUCUUCCUCCAGGCUAUCACACGGAAUCUUCCAAAUCUCAGCUUCCUGCGGAUUUCACGAAGCUCCACCUCUCAGACGGUCUCCACCUCCACAUGUCCUCCAGUCAAUCUCGAUCCAGCAUCGCCAGUGACUCAGGAAGCAGCAGCCUAUCAGAUAUUUACCAGGCUACGGAGAGCGAUUGCGGCGACGUGGACCUUAGCGGAUUGCCCGAGACGGCAGUGGAUUCGGACGACGAUGACGACGACGAAGAAGUGGGGAGAUCGGCGGACCCCCUCAUGAGCCGAGACAUCGUGAGGGACUGCCUGGAAAAAGACCCCACAGACCGCACAGAUGAUGACAUCGAGCAGUUACUGGAGUUUGUGCAGCAGCUCCCGGCAUUCUCCAGCCUCAGCGUGUCCGUGAGGCGAGCGCUCUGUGCCGUCAUGGUGUUCGCCGUGGUGGAGCGUGCCGGAACUAUCGUGCUGAAUCACGGCGAGGAGCUGGACUCAUGGUCAGUAAUCCUGAACGGAGCCGUGGAGGUGAUGUAUCCAGAUGGCCAGUGCGAGACUGUAGGGAUGGGCGGUAGCUUCGGAGUCUCUCCCUCCAUGGAGAAAGAGCUGAUGGUCGGCGUCAUGAGGACCAAAGUAGAUGACUGUCAGUUUGUGUGUAUAGCGCAGCAAGACUACUGCUGUAUCCUGAAUCAGGUGGAACUGAACACACAGCGCGUGGAGGAGGAGGGAGAGAUCGUAAUGGUGAAAGAACACAGAGAACUCGACCGCACAGGAACACGCAAGGGACACAUCGUUGUUAAGGGCACACCAGAGCGUCUGAUUCAGCAUUUAGUAGAGGACCACUCUGUGGUUGACCCAACAUACAUCGAAGACUUCCUGUUGACCUACCGCACCUUCCUGUCCAGUCCUCUUAUUGUGGGCCAAAGACUUUUGGACUGGUUCAAUGACCCCAGUUUACGUGACAAGGUGACACGGGUCGUGUUACUUUGGGUCAACAAUCACUUCAGCGACUUUGAGGGAGACCCGGGUAUGACAGCCUUCCUGGAGGAGUUCCAGAACAAUCUAGAAAGAGAGAAAAUGAGCGGUCAGUUGAGAUUGCUCAACAUCGCAUGCGCCGCCAAGGCUAAAUCCAGAGUAGUUACCAUCACCAGGGCCUCCCGGGAGCAGCCCCUCCCCUUCAUUCUGAUGGGCGGUGCUGAGAGAGGAACGCACCUGUUCAUUAGCUCCGUAGAUGCGGGCAGCAAGGCCGAGGAGGCGGGGCUUAAGCGCGGGGACCAGAUCUUGGAGGUGAACGGGCAGACAUUCGAGAAUGUACACCUGUCCAAAGCCAUCGAGAUCCUCAAGAAUAAUCUCCAACUGUCCAUGAGUGUCAAGACCAACCUUCUAGUCUUUAAGGAGCUGGUGGCACGGAUGUCAGAGGAACGGAAAAACGGGGUUCCUCACCUUCCUAAGAUCGGCGAUGGAAAGAAAAGCUCUCGCUACUCCGUCCCCGAUCUCGGGGUCGAUGCUGGGGUCAUGUAUCAGGAGAAGGUCAGCAAAAAGGCUAAAGCGCACACUGUGGGCGGCCGUAACAAACUGAUGAAGAUUCUGGACAAAACACGCAUCAGCAUUCUACCUCAAAAACCAUACAAUGACCUCGGACUGGGGCAAACGCAGGACGACAGCAUCGUAGGCCUGAGACAGACCAAGCAGGCUCCGCCCACCACGACAAUCACCGGAAGCUUGUCGUCCAGCAACCCCGACCUGGCGCAGGGCCAGCAGCGCAUCAUCGACUACAGCAUGCAACCUCCUGCACCUGGAUUCACUCAGCUACAAGAUCAGGUGCUGCGAGUGUUUAAAGCCGAUCAACAGAGUCGCUACCUGCUGAUCAACAGGGACACGACGGCAAGAGAGGCGGCCAACCUGGCGAUCCGGGAGUUCGGCCUGACCGCCGGCCCCGAAGCGUAUUCACUGUGCGAGGUGUCCGUCUCGCCAGAGGGUGUCACCAAACAGAGGAGGCUUCCGGAUCAGCUCAAUAAACUGGCUGACAGGAUUCAGCUCUGUGCGAGGUACUACCUGAAGAGCAACAUGGAGACAGAGACUCUGUGCUCGGACGUGGAGGCCCAAGAACUGCAACGAGAAUCUCAGGUUUAUCUGUUAUCUCUGAGCUCCACGGAGAUAGCCAAUCAGCUCUCAGCACGCAACUACACGCUGUUCGCCAGCAUCGAGCCCACCGACUACAUCACCGACCUCUUCAAGCUGCGCCCGAACGAGCCGCCGAGCAACCUUCGCAACUUCGAAGACCUGGUCAACCAGGAGACGUUCUGGGUCGCCACGGAGAUCGUGCGGGAAUCCAACCAGGCCAAGAGGAUGAAGAUCAUCAAGCACUUCAUCAAAGUUGCCCUACAUUGUCGCGAAUGCAAGAACUUUAACUCCAUGUUCGCUAUAAUCAGUGGGCUGAAUCUUGCCCCCGUGUCGCGUCUGCGCGCUACAUGGGAGCGUCUGCCGGCUAAAUACGAAAAGCUGUUUUUCGAGCUGCAGGAGGUCUUUGACCCGUCGCGCAACAUGGCCAAAUACCGCAACCUGCUGAACAAGCACAAUCUCCAACCACCCAUCAUUCCCCUUUUCCCCGUCAUAAAGAAAGACCUCACCUUCCUCCACGAGGGUAACGACUCUAAAGUGGACGGACUGGUCAAUUUCGAGAAACUGAGAAUGAUCGCUCGAGAGAUCAGGCACGUGGUUCGGUUGGCGUCAGUCACCAUGGAUCCAGCGCUGCUCUUCAGGACCAGGAAGAAAAAAUGGAGGAGUCUUGGAUCUCUGAGUCAGGUGAGCAGCUCCUCGUUGUCUGAGGGGACGGUGGGUCACAGGCGGAGAGGCAGACGGAGCUCCUUCCUCAGCGCCAAGAAACUCUACGAGACGGAGUUAAUGAGCAGACGCGUGCGGCAGUACCUCGACGUGCUCGCGUACGAGAGCGACGAGGACGCCCUACACACCCUGUCUCUGCAGUGGGAGCCCGCCAACAACACGGUGCAUAAGAGCAAUGUGGAAAAAAGGCGAGUCGAUGCGUCUCCAGCAACGCCAAGAAGCCCCACUCCAAAGAAUAUUCCCCGAAAGAAGCCGCCACCAAAAGAAACAUUCGGUGCACAUACCCCCGGGUCUCACCCUGCAGAAGAGGGCCAGGACAGACCGAAAAGACCACAGGAAGACAGCCAAUCAAAUGCUUCCUCUCUCCGAUCGUCUCCGCCCACUUUUCCUAGCAACUCAUCCAGAAAGGGACCUGAUCAGCUGAGUCUAGUGAGUUCCUCAUCAUCUGACCUGCUCACGGCAGAUGACCACGUCCACCCGCACACACACGCCCCGUCUCACACACGCACAUGCUCGCAGACUCCUCACACACACCGGACGGAGCUGGAUCAGAUCAGUCUCGGAUCUUAUUCACUGACCCAGGACCAGUGUGACCGGGCCUCACUGGAUGCUGCCGACAGUGGGCGGGGCAGCUGGACGUCCUGCUCCAGCGGCUCUCACGACAACAUCCAGAGCAUCCCUCAGCGCAUCGGCUACUAUGACAGCCGGAGCUGGGAGACCUUAUCGGAGGGGCCAGGUAUUGGGCGGAGCCAGUCGGCCACACCUCUAGGCUACUGGGCCGACGAAUCGGAAGGCGACACGGGCACGAUCAAGCGGCGAGGGGGAAAGGAUGAAGUUCCGAACGUGCAAAAGAACACCACGGGUCGGAGGGAAGGGAAUUUCCGAGAGCCUCCACCCACUCCGCCUGGAUACACCGCUCGGUCCCUAGCCGAGGUCGAGGAACUCGGGCAUAACCAUAAUCUCGUUCACGGUCACACCCCUGGCCGACGCCCACCCGAUUACAACACAGCCCUGCAGAGGUCCCGCCUCAUCAAGAGGUCACUGGACUUAGAACCGCCCCCACAGCCACGCCCACCUACCCGCAUGCACGGAUACACUCACUGUCCUCCGCCCCGGCGACCGCCCUGUGACGAGAAUGAGCAGAUAUCCGCGGUGUGAGAAAUCAGCACACAGCCACGCUCCGGUCAUCUGCUCCACACGAAGCUUCUCCAAACCAAAACCGUCUCCGCUCCUGCUGUCCUCUGAAUCAGCUGUCAAUCAAAUCCCAAAGCAAGCGGGAACAGAGUCUGUGGUGAAGAGACAACCAACACAACACAUCGCUGCUGUUGUUGUUUUUUCUGUUUUAAAUUGGUUUGAAAUCACUGUGAGAACCACAAGAAAGAUGUUUUGGCACUUUGAAGGAAAGAAAAUGAAGGAAAACGGACAUCUUGAACAUUCACAUACACAGAAACUCAUUUUUUGUUUGUUUUUUUCUCAUGGAAACAGUGUUAUUUUAAUUGUUGUCUGAAGUCUACGUUGUGUGUGUGUGUGUGUGUGUGUUGCAUGCAAGGAUACUUGAAUCAGAAAGUGUUUGUGUCUGUGUGUAUGUGUGUGAGCGAGGGAAAGCUACGCCAUAGACCUCAGAAACAACUCAGUGUUGCCAUCAGUAUUCAGUGGAUCUUGUUACUUUUAUUUUAUUUUAUUUUUGUGAUUUCAAUCAUGUCUGUCUCUCACACACUGAUUUCCAAAUGCACUCUCGAGCAUCGUCAUCGUUUUUAAUUCAUUUCAAUCAUGAGCUCUGUUUUUAUUAUCGAAACAAAUUUCAUUCCUCUCUUCGCCAGUGGCAUUAGGCACAAAUUCUGACCCGUUGCACAGAUGGAGAAAGUGUAUAAAGAAAGGAACUGAAAGUUUGCGUUGUUGCUACUUGUUAUGAAAUAGUUAUUACAUAGCUACUUUUUAGGUCAUAAUUACAUAUGAGAUAAGAAAGAGCCUAGGUCUCUCAUUUCCCCGCCUCGAACCUUUUCAUACCACAUGUAUUUCUAUGUCUUUUAAAAAGACAGCUGUCUGUAUCACAUUUUGUAUUUUUAAUACAAAAAAAAAUUGUAAAUAUUGGUUAUAUUUUGUUUAAGAUUGCAGAGAGCUAUAUACUGUUGGAAGAGACAUUCAGCUAAAAUGAGUUUGAAUGACCAAGAAAUAAAUACUGUAGCAAUGA
Messenger RNA from Hemibagrus wyckioides, 6061 nucleotides. RefSeq names its product Rap guanine nucleotide exchange factor 2a (gene rapgef2a). Gene Ontology annotation, biological process: small GTPase-mediated signal transduction; positive regulation of ERK1 and ERK2 cascade. Gene Ontology annotation, molecular function: protein binding; guanyl-nucleotide exchange factor activity. Lineage: Eukaryota; Metazoa; Chordata; Actinopteri; Siluriformes; Bagridae. The record is from RefSeq and is a predicted model, not a curated record. The coding region runs from base 535 to 5028 and encodes 1497 amino acids. The transcript is spliced from 30 exons.